Messenger RNA from Brassica rapa (field mustard), 1823 nucleotides. RefSeq names its product RING-H2 finger protein ATL8-like. The record is from RefSeq and is a predicted model, not a curated record. NCBI's taxonomy places the organism in Eukaryota, Viridiplantae, Streptophyta, Magnoliopsida, Brassicales, Brassicaceae. Gene Ontology annotation, molecular function: transferase activity. Gene Ontology annotation, biological process: protein ubiquitination.
ACCCCGAAUGCCCACGCCUAGUUAUAAUCUAAACUAUUAUUUGAAAAAUAAAUUUGCUUACUUAUCAUAUUUUCCAUAAUUUUAGUUAAUUUGAUUAAUUGUCAUCUUUUCCGUGAUUUUAGGAUAAAUCAUCAAUUUAAUUAAUAUAUUAUUAUUAAAUUUUUUAUUUUGAUAACUAUAGAUUUAUCAUGAUAUUGAAGAUUAUUAAUAAAAAUUAACCUAUUCUAUUGAUACAUAUACUAUUAUUUUUCAAACAAUAUUUGAUAUAUAAUUAUCAUGAUAUUUAGUACAUUUAACUAAUAAAUAGAUAUUAACAAUUGAUAUAUAUAUAUAUUAACAAUAUUUACCAAGUUAAUUUACUUACUUGUCAUAUUCUUCAUGAUUUUAGUUAAUUUAAUAUUUGUCAUAUUUUCUAUGAUUUUAGGAUAAGUCAUUAGUUUAAUUAUUAUUAUUUAAUUUUUAUUUUGAUAUUUAUAUAUUUAUCAUGAUAUUUAAUAUAAUUAAUAAACAUUAAACUAUUCUAUUGAUAUAUAUAUAUAUACACUAUUAUUUCAAAAACAUAAUUAUCAUGAUAUUUAGAACAUUUAAUUAAUAAAUAGAUAUUAACAAUAUCUACCGAUAAUAUAAUCAUUUCAAUUUCACAUGAUUUCUUUUUCAAUGCAAAUGCAAUAUAUUUUUAAUUUUAAAUAUAAAUUUUCUAAUUUAAUUAUUACUAUAGAAAAUAUCUUGAUCCAAAAUUUACAUCACAUUAAUAAAACUAUGAAAAAGAACAUAAUUUAAUACAUUGAUUAUCAAGAUGAAUAUUAAAGUUUUAUAAUUGAUAAUAAUUUUAAAUUACUAUCAAAUUUAAUUACUAUUUUUUAUAAAAAUAAACAUUAGAAUUAAAAAAAAUUGUUAAGUAUAUAGAUAUAUUAAUCCGUACAAAGUUGUGGAAAAUCAACUAGUUAUAAUGUAAAUAAUACCAACCAAAGGACCGGGUAUUUCACUAUAAAUACCCUUCCUCUUUGGCUCACAUAAAGAAACGCUCACACUCUACUUUUCAAACAAAACUCUCUUCUCUAGUCUCUGCAAUGGCGCGACUUCUCUUUCGUCUUCUUCAAGAAUCCACCUCUCCGUCUCCGGCUGUAGUUUCUCCGACAUUAAACUCUAAUCUCAUAGUCAUCAUAGCUGCUCUUCUCUGCGCACUCAUUUGCGUCCUCGGCUUAGUCGCUGUCUCUCGAUGCACCUGGCUCCGACGUAUCGCCGCCCCGAACUCGGUCCAGACUCAUCAUCAACCGCCCGUAGCUGCGGCCAACAGAGGACUAAAGAAGAAAAUCCUCCGUUCUCUGCCGAAGCUCACCUACUCGCCGGAUUCUCCACCGGCGGAGAAACUAGUCGAGUGUGUGAUAUGUCUGACGGAAUUCGCCGCCGGCGACGAGCUAAGAGUGUUGCCGCAGUGCGGUCACGGUUUCCACGUAUCGUGUAUUGACACGUGGCUUGAGUCCCACUCUUCGUGUCCUUCCUGCCGUCAAAUCUUGGUGGUUGCCAGGUGUCAAAAAUGCGGGGGGUUACCUGGUAGCUCAAGCUCAGGAUCCGAACCCAAUACCGGAAUCACGCAACGCGAAGAUCCUAAUAACUUAUUACCUUGAUUGUGCUUAAUUUUGACCUUCCCUCAUUCUAUACACUAGCACUUGCUGGGCAUGUUAUAAUAUCUAAAGAAUGUUCAUUGUCAUCAUUUUAAUGGAUAAUGUUAAUCUGUCAUAUGUAUUAUUAACGUAUAUGCUUAUUUACUGUAAAUGGAUUAUGUAACGGAAAGUUCAUACAUUGAGCACUUUAUUUCUUUU